AUGAGCUUCCUCUCCAAGCUGGUCACAUUAUUCGAGGCUACUCCGCCCACGAACACACGGUGCUCUUCAGCAGCACGCGCCUCGCCCUCCCCCCAUGAUAUCAUCGUCGAGACCCUGGCGGCGGUGGUUGUCGUCUCCGUCGGACUGGUGCUGGGCGCGGAGAAACUCAAGCCGAUCAGCUGGCGCGACUGGGCGGGCGAGAUUGAACGGGAUGGCGGUGCGCGGAAUCCGUAUCUGAGUCUGGAGGAGCGAUAUGGGUUCUGGGAUAUUCGGGCCAAGCGAAAGGAGUUUGCGGAAUGGAUGCGAGGCCAGGAUAUGGUGGCCAAGCAGUGA
Penicillium argentinense is the source of this 333-nucleotide messenger RNA. RefSeq names its product membrane magnesium transporter family protein. The transcript has 3 exons. Lineage: Eukaryota; Fungi; Ascomycota; Eurotiomycetes; Eurotiales; Aspergillaceae. Gene Ontology annotation, biological process: protein folding in endoplasmic reticulum. Gene Ontology annotation, cellular component: EMC complex. The record is from RefSeq and is a predicted model, not a curated record. Bases 1 to 333 code for a protein of 110 amino acids.